AUGGACCCUGGAGCUCUGGGACUAAACGUAGUAUAUACACCAGACAACGGACAUAAAGCCGACAUAGUCUUCAUACAUGGGCUUGGUGGAAGUAGCCGUAUGACUUGGUCGAAACACAAAAGCCCUGGACUCUUCUGGCCUUUGACUUUCCUACCACUCGAGCCAGAUAUCUGCCUCGCGAGGAUUCUGAGCUUUGGCUACGAUGCGGAUUUCACGAACGGCAGCAAUGCCACCAACGUGAUACUGGACUUCGCCAAAACUCUACUGUACAAUCUCAAGUAUUACACGGAUGACAAGAGCGAAAAUCUGAACAUGGGUCAAGUACCUUUGCUGUUCGUAGUCCACAGCAUGGGCGGUCUAAUCGUCAAAGAGGUAACAUCACUCAUCAGUUGCACGUACCUUGCUCACACUUUCCAGGCCUACAUGCAGGGUCAAAACGAUCCAGAAUACGAAAACAUAGUGAAAGCCAUUUCAGCAAUCAUCUUCCUCUCGACCCCACAUCGUGGCACCAAUUUGGCCAACGUGCUCAACCGAAUAUUACAGUCGACUCCCGUAACAAAUUCCAAGCCUUUCAUUUCUGAGCUGACGCGGAAUUCGUCCACGUUACAGAAGCUGAAUGAACAGUUUCGUCACAUUGCACCAAAGCUAAAGAUCGUUUCCUUCUACGAGACACAGCCGACUUCGAUCGGGCCCAAGAGUGCGCGAGCGCGAGUGAUGGUGCUAGAAAGGGAUUCGUCGCUGCUCGGAUAUCCUGGAGAGACAUCCAACCCUCUGAACGCAGACCACCACGGUGUCUGCAAGUAUGAGAGCCCUCACGACCCGAACUAUAUCACAGUGAGGAACGUUCUCAAGUCACUCGUCAGCAAGUCAAUAUCGAAGAGUCAAUCUGGAAGCCAGAGCGCACCAAGAAGGAGACGAUCAAGGGAUCUCAAAGCCAUAUUAGCUAUCGCCGAGUUUCCCAACACUGACUACAUCUUCUUCCGGGACCAAUGGGUGCAGGGUACUAACCAAUGGAUUCAUGAAGAACAGCGCUUCUUGGAUUGGCUCAGUCCUCACAUAUCCUCUCAUCAGAUACUUUGGCUGAAGGGGGCCGCGGCACGAGGAAAGUCGGUCCUAAGUUCGUUUAUCAUCAACAGCCUGAUCGAGCGCGAUUUCUGCUGUCAGUACUUUUUCGUGCGGUUCGCAGAUAGAAGAAAGCGCACUCUGAGCUUUCUCCUACGUUCAAUCGCUUAUCAGAUUGCACAACAAUUACCUGAAUUUCUGCAAAAGAUAGCGGAGGUGGAAAGCGAAGCUGUCGACUUUGAGGCUGCAAACCCGAGGACGAUCUGGGAUCGGAUAUUCAGAUCCAUAUUGUUCAAGCUCGGUCCCGGGAAAACACUUCACUGGGUCAUCGAUGGCCUUGACGAAGCUGAUAAUCCCAAAGCCCUGAUAGACCUGCUCUCUGACAUUGCUGGUUCUGCGACACCUAUCCGGGUCCUUUUGGUCAGUCGCGACACUACAGAGAUAGCUGCUGGUCUGGAGCAUACACCAAACACAAUUUUCCAACAGACGAUCACCAUCGAGGGCCAUGUGGAUGACUUACGUUGCUACGUUGACCGAGAACUCAUCUUGCCUGGUAGCAAGGGCUUUAGGGAUGAUAUCAUUCAGCGUAUCUUGCACGAAGCGCAAGACAACUUUCUCUGGGUACGACUCGCUGUAGAAAAGAUCAACUCGUGUCAUACGCUCUCCGCCGUUGAGCAAGCUUUUCACGAAUUUCCCCGUGGAAUGGAAGCAAUCUAUGACCGGAUGGCUGUUACCAUCGCCGAGCACCAAUCAUCUGCUGACACCGCCCUAGCGUCAGCCGUUCUUCAGUGUGUCACAUGUGCGUUCCGCGCCCUCACAAUAGAGGAGCUCUUGCAGGCACUAGAAGGUGACACACAUGAGUUUCUAGACAUUCAAGAGUCCAUCAAGAACGUCUGUAGCGGCUUUGUGGUCAUUGACAAUGAUGGCAACGUCGCGAUGAUCCAUGAAACGGCUCGAGAGUAUCUGCUUGGCGCUGUCCGCCGACCUUUCCAAGUAGAUCGACGUCAGGCACAUGAGCAGUUGUUCUUAAGCUGCAUGCGAUAUCUCAUGUCUAGCGGCCUUCGAUCAGAGGUUACUCAUGAUAUACCGGACUUUGCAAGCUACAGCUCGAACUGGUGGUCAUCUCAUUUGGUAGCAGUGCCAGCCGGUAGUGAAGCCGUGGCUAGUGUUAUAAACAAAUUCCUGACAGGCCACUGUGUACUGACGUGGAUACAUAUCCUAGCAAGUGAACUUCGACUUCGCAUACUCAUUCAGGCGUCGAAAAAUCUGCUCGGCUAUGUCAACAAGAGGAAAUCUCAGCUUCCAGCCAAUAUCGGAAGAAGUGACGUAGUGGAACUGGAGCUGGCCGAAACCUGGGCAGUGGACUUUGUCAAAAUCAUUGGCAAGUUCGGCGCCAUCCUGCGACGCAACCCCCCUACAAUACACAAAACCAUUGCUUCUUUCUGUCCGCACAACUCAGCUAUCUAUCAGCAGUUUGGUAGAACAGAGCAAAGGAGUCUGAUGAUUUCCGGGAUUUCGACACAGACAUGGGACGACUCUCUCGCACGACUAUCAUUCGGGUUUGGUACCUAUGCCUCCUCUAUAUCGACUGCGGGAAAUUAUGUCGCUGUACUGGCCGCCUCGGGGAAAGCGUCUUUGUUCGACACCUCCCUCUUUGAGGAGACAGCAACGAGUCCCAUCAGACACGAUGAACGUACAUACAUGAUGAAACUGAACUCUUCCGGGACAUCGAUCGUCACAUACGGCUACAGGACUACAAAGAUCUGGGAAAUCUCCACUGGAGAAUGUGUAGCGACAGUACCGAACCCUGCAACACGAACGCGGCCACUUGUGAUCGCCUUUGUGAACAAUAACAGAACGUUGUUAGUUGGGUCGGACGAUAAGCAGCUACGUUCGCUUGAGAUCAACGAGCAAUCGCCGACUUGGAAUGUUGUCGCGAAUUUCGAGGAAGAGGAACUCAAAGGUCACUUCUUGAACGCCGCAAGCUACAUGGCACUUAGCGGUGACGGCAGUUUGAUCGCAAUUGCAUACCGUGGUCAUCCGUUAUCCGCUUGGGAAGUGGAAGGCCCUUAUCACAUUGGCCACUGCUGGCGUGCCCGGAAAGAAGUUGCAAGAGGCGAAGUCGCUGCAGCAGAGUGGCUCCCGCAUCCUCCGCAAGUCCUGGGAUUAUACAAUGACGGGGUAGUCUUUAGGUGGGAUCCAUAUGGAGGCGAGCCCGAAGAGAUCUUCACAGGCGCUUCAGUACUAACCGUUAGCGGAGACGGAAACCUAUUCGCAACGGGUGAUGUACGGGGUGCGAUCAAGAUAUAUACCACCAACACCUUUCACCUCAUUUACCAGCUUGCGUCUCAAGACGCCAUCCUCGGCUUGGCGUUCAGCGCUGAUCACAGACGUAUCUACGACGUGCGAGGCUACUACGGAAACACCUGGGAACCUGCAGCACUAGUGCGAUAUGCAGAGAGUGCAAUAAAAGGAACGGAUACUGAAGGCGAGUCGGAAAGCUCGUCGCAAGAGUCAAUAACGCCUGUCCAUACAUCCCGGAGGAUAGAUGCGAUCACCGUACUCGCGGCUUCGCCAAACGGUCAGUACUAUUGCUACGGUACUGAAAGUGGACGCGUAAUGCUAUGCAACACGAAAGAAGUCGAGGCGACAGAACUGCAUACCUCUAAAGGCUUUUUGAGCAUUGAGCAGGUGGCCUGGAGCUAUGAUGGCCGUUACAUAUGUUAUGCCGACUCGGGCAAGAAGAUUUUCGCCAUGGCUAUGAACAUGAAUGCGUCAGGCAGUGACGGCGUUGUGCACCAUCAAUUCGAAGUCUCACUCAAGACCCUCACGGACGGUUCUAUACAGCAGCUCCUGUUCCAGCCAGACUCGAGCCAUCUGUUCGUAGCUACAUCAGCCACGCUCUGCACAAUCUCACUCGAGUCAGCCUCGGUAGUGCGCUCAGUACCCGCGCCCGAACAUGACCACAAGUGGAUCGCACAUCCUCAAGACCCAGCGCUGAUCUUUGGCUUCGGUCAAAACUCAGUCGUGAUACUAUCAUGGGACUUGAACGAUCGUGCCACGUAUCGUAUCGAGAGAUCACUUGAGCCAGAUACCUCAGCCCUAUCAGAUCAAGAAGCUGCGGCAAGGACCGUGGAGCGCAUAUUGGUUACGUCGGACAAGCAACACAUCCUCGUUCAGAUGUCGCGAAGCAACAGGUCCAAGCUAAAAGAGUUCCUCUACUUCACGACGUCAUCCCUUUCAACAAGUGCGAGCGUCGAGACUCAACCAGACGUGGCCAGCGACCAUCGACACAUAGUGGUUCCCAUAUUCCUCCCAGAAGAAAUGGCUUCUCAAAUCGGCUUAGCACUGUCCUUCCUCAAACGCGAUCGAUUACUCUUCUUGUCACGGACUUUCUCUAUCUGUUCCUGGGAAAUUCUGUCGGACGCUAAACUCGCGCAACCAUCACAGGUCACGAAUCAACAAAACCAUGAGAGGAAAGGAUUCUCCGAGAUAUUCGCAUUGCCAGCAGACUGGGUUAGUAAAGACUGUCUCGAGUUAUGUAUGAUUUGGCUUCAAGAAAGAUCUCUUUUGUGCCCGCGGAAUGGAGAGGUCGCAGUGGUGAGAUGCUCAAGCUUCAUUUGA
This is a messenger RNA of Alternaria metachromatica, 4686 nucleotides long. RefSeq lists its product as uncharacterized. The coding region runs from base 1 to 4686 and encodes 1561 amino acids. The transcript is spliced from 4 exons. The record is from RefSeq and is a predicted model, not a curated record. Gene Ontology annotation, molecular function: protein binding. NCBI's taxonomy places the organism in Eukaryota, Fungi, Ascomycota, Dothideomycetes, Pleosporales, Pleosporaceae.